AAAAAAAAAGUAUCUCCUCACAAAAUACUUAUUAAUUAUAAAGGGAAAAAAUAGUAACGUUACAGUGGGGAAACAGGCAGACACCACCUUAAACCAAGUGAUCAAAGCAGUGGUAUGCUAGAGCCAACUUCACACCAACUCAGAAGAGUCACAUCUCUUCCCAAUUUUGCGUGCAGUGACUAUACGACAGCAGCUUGAAAUCGACCAGGGUGGGAGUAUUUAUACCAUGGAAAUCGGCAAAUAUUACCAACAAGGGGUUUUUUUCCCUGCAGAUCCAGCUGUUAGACAUCUAUCAGCAGAAUAUCGAAUAAAAGUUACUACCACCACACAAGCUGACUUUAUGUGCCUCCUGAUAUUACAAGCCAAGAAGACACAACAUCACUUCCGUGAUAUUCUGCCAAAAUGCAUAGCCUCAAUCUAAUGAUGAGAAAGCAUCAGAUAAAACUUAAAGUUAGAGACAUCCUACAAAAUAACUGGCCUGCAUUGGCAACGUAUCAGGUCAUGAAAGACAAAAGACAACUGUGAUGGUUAAUUUUGUGCGACAACUUAGCUGGGCUAAGGGAUGCCGAAAAAGCUGGUAAAACAUUUUUUCUGGAUGGGUUUGUGAGGGUAUUUUCAGAUGAUUAGCAUUUGAAUUGAUAGGCUGAAUAAAGAUCACCCUCACUGAUGCGGGUUAGCACCAUCCAACCCAUGGAGGGCCUGAGUAAAACAAAAAGGCAGAAUAAGGGUGAAUUUGCUCUCUGCCUGAGCUGCUGGGACAUUUACCUUUUCCAGCCCUCAGACAUCAGUGCUCCUACUUCUCGGGCCUUUGGACUUGGACAGGGACUUAGACCAUUGCCAGCUUGCAGGUGGCAGAUCCUGGGACUUCUCUGUCCCCAUUACCACGUGAACCAAUUCCUGCAAUAAAUCUCCUCAUACAUAUGUAUAUAUGCAUAUCUUCGAUCAGGUAUACAUAUAUGUAUGUAUAUAUAUAUGUAUAUAUAUAUAUAUAUAUAUACUAUCAAUUCUGUUUCUCUGGAGAACCUUGAGUAAUACACCGACUAAGGAAAUGUUCCAGAUUAAAGGACACUAAAGAGACUUGACAACCAAAUGCAAUACGUAAUCUUGAUUGGAUCCUAGACCAGAAAAAAAAUUCUUUUUUGCUAUUAAGGAUUAUUGGGACCACUGGUGAACUAUGAAUAAAAUCUUUACCUUAUAGUAUUAUAGCAAUGUUAAUUUCCUGAUUUUGCUCAUUGUACUAUGGUUAUGUAAGAGAAUUCCCCAAAUGCACACAACGUAUGUAGGGGUAUAGGCCUAUCGGUGCAGCUUUCUCUCAGGUGGUUCAUAUAAAGGAAGGAAGGAAGGAAGAAAUCGCAUCUAGAGAGAAAUGAUAAAGCAAAUGUGGCGCAGUGUUAACAAAGGGGUAUCUAAGUGUCAGAUACACAUUUUUGGGGUACUAUUCUGGGAACUUUUCUGUAAAUCUAAAAUUAUUUAAUAAUUAAAAGUUACAAGGAAAAAGCGUGAACGCUACCUGGUCCUCUGCCCUCAUCCUGAGGUCUCUGUGGCUGCAGUCAGACGGAGGCGGUGAGUCCGAACUUCUUCGAGGCCUCAAGGGGCUCAAGGGUGCACCUUCACAACAGCAGCGAAGGGGUCGUCCACCACCACCCUCCGGGAAAGCCAGAUUAGCCUCAAUCUCCGCGCGCAGGCGCAGGGCAGCAGCUCGCUCGGCGUCUUCCCGUGCCGGCCCGCCCUGCCCUCGGAUUGGCCGGGGCCGUAGUGACAUCACGUCCUUCCCGGCAGGGCGCGCGUGCAGCUCUAGGCUCCCGUGGAGCCGCCAGGUGCGACGGUCUGGCCAUCAGGCAAGCUGGUGCAGGCUCGCGGCGUCUCAGUCCCGGAUCCCGGCCACAGUGGGCGCCCCUCUGGCAAGCGCACUAAAAAACCACAAGAAUCUUGGCCUCAUAAGGCUAACCCCCACUCCCACCUACAAACCCAGUGUUGUAACCCUGCACCAACUUUCCCUUCAAUUUCGGGCCCAGGAGUUGGGUAGCGGGAUUCAAAGCCACAGAGGGAAGUUGGGAGCGUCCUUAUGAAGGGAGAAGGAAAGGCAUCUUCUUCAAAAGCCUAAUGUUUCCUUGAAUAUUAUCUUGGAAAGCCUCUUGUUUGUGGUCCAGGUGCCGCUACCAGUGAGUUUCCAGCCUGGGCUAUGGCCAAUACCAGCCGGCCACGCCCCCUUGGUGAGGGGAGGGUUCUGGGCUUUCCCAUUAUCAAUUAGCUGGAAAUUGCACGUAAACGUGUCCUGGCCUAACAAAGCCUGUUCUGAUCUAUGGCUUCCAGCUGAACGAACACCAGGAAACAGGCUGCAGGUGGUGGAGUACGCCAACGGUAUUGUGCUUCUUCCACUUACCGGCUUACAUUUUCUGAUGAAAGCUGCUUUGUAGAAUGAAGCCUCCAUAUUUGAAUUUUGAGGGUUGAAAAUAGAGGGUUGCACGGAUAACAAACUGAGGUACUGCCAGACCAUGUUGAUUGUGAUUAUAGUUGCUCUUGCUAGUUUCCUCAUUCAUCCUGUGCAGACAAGGAAGAUUAUUUCCAUUGUCUAGCAUAGCAUCUGGUACAUGGUAGGUGCUUUAUAAUGCCCUACACGUUCUGCAGCACUGGAGUGAUCAUUCUCCCAUCACCUGUAAAUCUGGAGGUAUUUUUGCCUAUGUUGGCACUGCCAUCAUUCUUUAAAACUAUAUUUUGUGAAAGAAACUCUGUGUUCUUACUGUUUGCGGAAGUUCUGAGAUUCCCAAUGAUUUCAAACGCCAAGCAGUGAAAGGGGACUGAAUAACACACUUAUGAUCUGUGUUUUUACUCUGUAUUCAUGGAAUCUGAUCAUCAUUUACCUCUUUGUAUAUUUUUCUUUCCUCCACCCCUAAACAAAAUGAAAGGACUCCACAAUGCAAAGGGUGAAGGAAAGAUAACUGUUUAUUUCAGUUGAGCAGACAAGCAUGUCAAGCAAAUGAAGACAGAAGAACACAUAAGAGUAUAUUGGGAGACGGAAACAGAUUCUUUUUGAUUAUCCCCUACUGUUACUAGAGAGAAAAAUGUCUUCAGAUAACCAGCGGUCAGCAGAUGAGGACGAAGGCCUGUUAUCCCGACUGAUCAGGAAAUCUAGAGAUUCCCCCUUUGUCCCUGUAGGGAUAGCAGGCUUUAUGACUGUGGGGUCCUAUGGUCUUUACAAGUUAAAAUACAGAAGAGAUCAGAAAAUGUAUCAUCUUAUUCACAUGAGAGUUGCUGCCCAAGGAUUUGUUGUAAGAGCUGUGACUCUAGGUGUUCUCUAUUCUAUGUAUAAGGAUUAUAUUAGACCUCGAUCCUUCAAUGUGUCCAAAAAAUGAAGCUUCAGACAAGAAAAACAAGAAGCCUUCUGAAACCUAUUUAUUAUGAAGAAUUUUUAAUAUGUAGCAAAUUAUACUGCAGAAGUUUCAGCUGGAAUUCUCAUAGACUUCAGCUGUUUAAGAAGUUGAUUUCCAAAUCAACAAUCAGAGUCAGCUCAAAAAUAUCCUUCUUGAUGUCUUUCAAAGG
This is a messenger RNA of Aethalodelphis obliquidens (Pacific white-sided dolphin), 3540 nucleotides long. RefSeq names its product HIG1 hypoxia inducible domain family member 1C (gene HIGD1C). Gene Ontology annotation, cellular component: mitochondrion. NCBI's taxonomy places the organism in Eukaryota, Metazoa, Chordata, Mammalia, Artiodactyla, Delphinidae. The record is from RefSeq and is a predicted model, not a curated record. Gene Ontology annotation, biological process: mitochondrial respirasome assembly.